CGGAGAAAACCCACUGCAUUCUACUUCCGCGACGUCAGUAAUGACACGUAUUCAAAAUGGCGGCCGCGGCUAUGGAGACGUGGUGGGCCUUGUUGCUGUUGUCCCUGCUGUCUGUGGUCCGGUCCUUCUACGUUCCUGGAGUCGCUCCACGGAAUUUCCAUGAGGGCGACACUGUAGAUAUCAAGGCUGUAAAGCUGACCAGCUCCCGUACCCAGCUUCCUUAUGAAUACUACUCCCUGCCAUUCUGUAAGCCAGAACACAUCGUCUACAAGGGAGAGAACCUGGGUGAGGUCUUACGUGGGGACCGUAUUGUGAACACCCUUUAUAAUGUGGAGAUGAAUAAAGACAAAAAAUGUGAGCUGGUGUGUGACAAGAAAAGGCUCAGCAUCGAGGAGAGUAAGCUGAUGGCUGAGCGAAUCCAGGAGGAGUAUUAUAUUCACCUUAUUGCAGAUAACCUUCCAGUUGCCACCAGGUUAGAGUACCCCAACAGAGAGGCAGGAGAGGAGGAGGAGCAGAAGAAGGACAUAAUGAAAGAUGUCCAGUUUGAGCAUGGUUACAGACUGGGCUUCUUCGGUAAAAACAAGUUUUAUCUGCACAACCACCUGUCCUUCGUCCUGUACUUCCACAAGGAGAAACUGGUGGAGGGGGACCUUCAUGACUACAGGGUGGUGCGAUUUGAGGUUAUACCACAGAGUGUCAAAGUAGAAGAUUUGAAGGCUGUAGAGACGGACAAAACCUGUACCCUGCCUGAUGCCAGUGGCUCCGCCCCCCAGGAGAUUGACCCAACCAAGGAGAAUGAGGUCCUCUUCACCUACUCUGUCCACUGGGAGGAGAGUGAGGUGAAGUGGGCGUCUCGCUGGGACACUUACCUGACCAUGAGUGAUGUCCAGAUCCACUGGUUCUCCAUUGUCAACUCUGUGGUUGUCGUCUUUUUCCUCUCUGGUAUUCUGAGUAUGAUCAUCAUCAGGACCCUGAGGAAGGACAUUGCUAACUACAACAGAGAGGAUGACAUAGUAAGAAAGUACACAGCUGCCUCUUGUUCUGGAUUCUUAAUGUUCAUUCGAUCACUACCUAACCACAUUUUUCUCCUCUCUAUCCAGGAGGACACCAUGGAGGAGUCGGGCUGGAAGAAUGUCCAUGGUGAUGUCUUCAGACCACCUCAGUAUCCCAUGAUCCUCAGCUCUCUUCUGGGCUCAGGGAUCCAGCUGUUUUGCAUGGUCCUCAUUGUAAUCUUUGUUGCCAUGUUGGGCAUGCUGUCGCCUUCUAGUCGAGGAGCCUUGAUGACCACUGCCUGUUUCCUCUUCAUGUUUAUGGGCGUAUUUGGCGGCUACUUUGCUGGCAGACUGUACCGCACACUGAAGGGUCAUCGAUGGAGGAAAGGAGCAUUUUGUACAGCAACUUUGUAUCCUGCUGUGGUUUUUGGAAUCUGCUUCAUCCUGAACUGUUUCAUCUGGGGAGAACACUCUUCUGGAGCGGUCCCAUUCACCACAAUGCUGGCCCUGCUGUGCAUGUGGUUCGGUAUCUCCAUGCCCUUGGUCUACCUCGGCUACUACUUUGGCUUCCGCAAACAGCCGUACGAUAAUCCUGUACGCACCAACCAGAUCCCUCGGCAGGUCCCAGAGCAGCGCUGGUACAUGAACAAGUUUGUCGGCAUCCUGAUGGCGGGGAUCCUGCCGUUUGGUGCCAUGUUCAUUGAGCUGUUCUUCAUUUUCAGUGCCAUCUGGGAGAACCAGUUUUAUUACCUCUUUGGCUUCCUGUUUCUGGUCUUCAUCAUUUUGGUGGUGUCCUGCUCUCAGAUUAGCAUUGUAAUGGUUUAUUUCCAGCUCUGCGCAGAGGAUUACCGGUGGUGGUGGAGAACUUUCCUGGUUUCAGGAGGCUCAGCUUUCUAUGUCCUUGUUUAUGCCGUUUUCUACUUUGUGAACAAGCUGGAUAUUGUGGAGUUCAUCCCCUCCCUUCUGUACUUCGGCUACACCGCCCUCAUGGUCUUGUCUUUCUGGCUGCUAACGGGCACGAUUGGCUUCUAUGCCGCCUACAUGUUCAUCAGGAAAAUCUACGCUGCAGUCAAGAUUGACUAGUCAUCGCUGGUGCUGCUGUUAUUUUUUUUUUUUCUUUUCACAUUCAGUUUAUAUAUAUAUAUAAAAAAUUAUGUUCUUCAUGUCCAACGAGCACUGACUUGAGUGCAGAGGGAACGAGAGGGUUGCUAAAAUGCAACGGCCCCAACUGCUGGCCUCACGAUGAAGAAAAGCAAGGUGGCAGAUCUGAAACAGCUGUUUCUCUAUCUCCCCUCGCCUUGCUUCUGCCUCCCUCCUCCUACUUUCCAGGACACCUAGAGGAAGUCUGUUCUGCCAGGACUAUCACCUUUCCCACAAAGACAGGGGGCCAAAGCUUGUCAAAUGAUGGUUUCUGCACAUUUUAUCUUUAUUUUUUUUGUGUGUGUGUGUGCGUGUGUUUUGAUUGUAACUUAUCCAGGUUUUUAUUUUUGUCUUCAUGGGAUUUAUUGUCUUGAUUUCUGUCAGUCACGUCCUGGGAGGCUGUUUUCUUCUGAUUUCCCCACAUAAAUUCUGUCUUCACACUUUCUGCUGUCUCCGUUUUCAGACCUUCUUUUCAGAGACUUUACAGAUCAGGGAAGGAUCGAGGAGCGUUUCUGUGGUUAUGUUUGUUUUGUUGAACUCAUAUGGAUGGAAAUUACCCUGGGAAGUUCUGCAUUGUAACCCAAAAAUGGAUAAAUUAAAUCUUCUAUUGUUUUUUUUUUUAACUUCAGUUUCCAUGUGCUGGUGUGACCAUGUUAACCACAACUGUAAUCCAAAUAUUAGCUUCUCCCUCCCAAACAGUGGGUCUGUUAUUCAUGUCAAAAUAUUGCUCCAUUUACUCUAAAUGAAGCAGAACUGCUCUGAAUGGGACUGAACUUGAAUUUGAACCCAAGUACCCAUUUUAUAUUCAGAAGCCUACAACACAAAUGUUUUUCCGCUCGUUAACCGCGCCAUCAGUGUAGCCUUAGCAGUGCCUCAGCCUGCUGAACUAUGCAGUAAUAGGGGGAAAAGUGCAAAUUGGAAAGGUUAUUUCAGAGGACCACUUAUAUUAAGCAAUUUUUAUUUAAGUUUGAGCCUGAUGUAUGAUACAUCUGUUUAUAUACUCUGUUUUGGAAGCCCACUGAGAUCACUUGUGUUUCUGCCGGUAUGGCAGGCACUGAUUGGACAGAGUGUGGGGUGUCCUGGGAUGCAGUGCGUUGAAUGUAAUCCACAGGGUUUUUAUUAGAUCUCUGCAGUUUGUGUUUUUAUGUAGCAGACCCACGUUUGUGCACUGCAGAUCACGCGUCUCCAUUCUUUUCAGUUUUUUUCUCCUAAAAACUUUAGUCAUGCAGUUCAGCCAUUUUUUUUUAAACUUGACAUUCAACUCAAGGGCUUCAUGUAGGCAAGUGUUGUGUUUUACAGUAGCAAAUUAUAAUGUAUAUUAAUCCAGCUACAUAAUAAUGACAUUGAACGACUUCACAUUCUGUGAAAUACACUUGUUCUCUUACUUUGCAAAAGCUAGAUAAGAAGACUGAUACCACUCACAUAACUAUGAGGGUAGCUUGGCUAGCCAUAAAGACUGAAAGAUGAUAAUCCUGAUAUGCCCUAAGGCAUCUAACCCUGCAUCCAUGUGCUCCCAUUACCCAACUUGGGAAGUAAUUUCCUAACUUGGGUCAUGGUAACUUUGGUGUGUUUCAUGUGUUUUUAAGUCAAAAUGUGGAAACAAUAUGGACAGGACAGAGAUGCUGUAUUUUAUUAGCCCCUAGAAAAUUUUACAGAAUGGGCUUAAUGGUUUUUUUUCUUCAGUAUGACCCAAAAUAAGUGAUAUAGACUUCUGUAGGUCCAAAAGUCUCUUUGCAACCACAGAUCCUGCCCCCGUGUGGUAAUUAAAAAGACACUUCUUCAGCCUGUCUGUGGACCAAUCUAGGGCACUGUAUGGGGACAACAUCUAAUUGCUAUAAGCUGGUAUCACAUUACAAAUUAAUUCUAUGCAACACACAUGAAUUUGCCCCAUGAAAUUUCCUAUAUCACCUAAAAAUGUUCUUUCUUCAGCCAUGUUUUUAUUACAGACAGUAUAAAAGGUGGACGUAGCUGCCAGGAUGUAAUCCAUUGGUUUCUGAAGUUUUGUUUUGAAGUCUGGUGUUUCCACUGGUGCCAUCUUGGUCUCAAAAAAACCAGCUGUGAGGGGCAGCUCUGACUGAAACCAUGUGCUCAUUGGCUGAUGACUUGUCGCUGACCCAUGUCAUAGCAUAUUCUGAUUGACAAAACUAAGAUUUAAAAACAGACUUUAUUUGUUAUUCAAUAUGACCUGAAAUGAGCGGCUGAGCCAUAAACACAUCAGUCAGGUGUUUAUAGAGGCCAGGUCAGAGAAGCUGUUUUCCCCAUAGACUUCUACAGCGUCUUUUUGCAUCCACAGCUGUCGCCAUCUGGUGAGCAUUAAAUAGAACUGCAGCUUGGCUUUACUUGUCAGACCUGGACCAUGUUUUGUAUUGGCUAUGGUUUUUAUGUAUGACAUCAACAACAACUGUACAACAUGAAUUUCUUCUGUCAGAAACAUUUUUUUUUCCUGUUAUUCCAACACCACAUAAAUACACAACAGAUCAACAAUUUGCUGGGGAGGAGCAGUGACCAGAGGAGCAGUUUCUGUACAGAUUAAACAAUGAAUAAUAUUAAUUAGUAAAGGUCUAGAUGCAACUUUGCUUUGGGCUAAAGCCAGCCUACCUGGGCAUCCCUUUCUGCAGUUUUCAUGCUAAGCUAAGCUAAGCUAGCUGGUCACGAGCAUUAACUGUUUAUUUAAUGUAGAUAAAAGGGUGUUUUUGCUAAGCUAACUGGCUGCUUGAAGUAGCUUUAUACAAAAACACUUUUUUUUUUGGUCUGAGGUAAGCUGAUUGGUACCUUGCAUAAACUUUUUAUUUAACUUACAGCUAUGGCUUUUAAUGCUAUACUACGUUGCUGCUGCUGUCACCAAUACAGAGAGAUGGAUGCUUUGGGGUUUGAAACUUAAAGCAUUAGAAUGGACAGAUAUUAAUGCUAAGCUAGCCAGCAGCUAGCAGUAGUUUCUUAACUACAUGGAGGCAUUGUGCUAAGUACCAGCAGUAUCUAUUUAUUUGACAGUAAAAUGUGUGGUAUCAGUCUUCCUAUUUAGCUUAGGAGGGCAGCACCUGAAUGGAGAUCAGUAUCACUGAUACGGUAUGUCUGAAGCAGGAGCUAUCUCAGUGAGAACUCAGUCUGCUGUCUUGUGACAAGCAGAGUACCAGGUCACCAGACUGUGGUCUGGCUUUAUAGGGAAAUAUAUUUGCAGUAUAAUUCAAUUAAGCCUGAAUGUUUCAGGCCAAGGUCUUGUUCUCUUUUCCAUCAAGCAAACUCCUAAAAAACCUGCAGAUUUAUGACACACAGCAUGUAAGGCACACUCCUCAUUCUCCAGUUAAAUGUUUUCUGCACUUGUAUUUUAAACAGCCUUCACAGAUUUCAGGGGGUAAUUGAAAUGUUUCACUUAAUGCAUUUGUGGUGGCAGACAUUUUUGCACAGUGCAGGUGACAUGUUGGUGCAGGGCUGUACAGACAAGGGGCAGAUGCUUAGAUAAACCCUGAUUCUCCAGGGCAAGAGCAGAGACUGUAUCACUCAUCCUCGUGGUCUCUCCUUCAUUCAUUAUUCUCAGCUCCAGACAAGCUGGUUAGAGAGACCAGGAGAAGGCCGAAUCAUUUUCCCCCUGAGACUUGCAAUGUGAAAUUACUGAUCAAAGCCCCAAGGUUGCUUCAGCUGAAAUGACAGGAACAUUACUUUUUAUUUUCAUCCUUUAUUCACUGUCCCACCCUGUAUAUUAUGUCGAAGAGUUUCAGAGCUCUGAUAACCAGGCUGCUGUCUAAUGUAACGACAGACACUCCUCUCCUGCUGCUGGCACAUGCCAGGGGAGAUUUUUUACAGACUUACUUUUAACAGGCCCAAGUCAUGCAUGCAUAUGUAUGAUUGAAGGUUUUACAAUGUAAAUAAAAGAAAACAGCUUUGUAUUGUUGCAGUUUGCUGUUUGUGGCGCUCUCUGUAAUGAUUCCUGUCAUCGUUUUAGCCAAAAAGCAUGAUGCUCAUGAUGACUUUCAAACAAACUUGUUUCUGUUGUUUUUUGUUUAUUUUACAGAAUGUCCAAUUACAAAAUGUACCGUGACAAAACAAUAAAGUGAUGAAAGUUGAA
This is a messenger RNA of Archocentrus centrarchus (flier cichlid), 6195 nucleotides long. RefSeq names its product transmembrane 9 superfamily protein member 4 (gene tm9sf4). Bases 57 to 2075 code for a protein of 672 amino acids. Gene Ontology annotation, biological process: protein localization to membrane. The transcript has 17 exons. Lineage: Eukaryota; Metazoa; Chordata; Actinopteri; Cichliformes; Cichlidae. Gene Ontology annotation, cellular component: membrane. The record is from RefSeq and is a predicted model, not a curated record.